CAACAAGUCUCAAACACAGGGGGUCAGCAGAAGACCCAAUCUGGGAAAGAGAAGCAGAAAAAGGGCUUAAACAGGGCUGGAUCUAGCAACAAUGUAGAAGGGAAAGAAAAAGCAACGGUGGAUUUCACUGAAUACAGUCAGGCAAUGUGUUUUAAUUGCGGCGAUCCAGGACAUCCGCAAACUGAGUGCAAGAGAGCUAAGCUUUGCUUCAUCUGCAAAAGUACAACACAUGCUGUUGGUGAUUGUCCAGUCAGGAGAAGGCCACACCAAAUGGCUAAGUUCGUGGGAAGUGCAGCUGCAGGUUUAGGUUUCUAUUACAUAGAGGUUCCAGAUAUGGGUCAAAAUGCUAUUGGUAGCUUUAAGAAUUGUGGGGUGGUGUACAUUGAAUCAGGAGAGAUCAACAAAGAAGAUUUGGCUAAAAGAGUUUGCUGUAAUCUACAAGACCAAUUGGCCUUGGCAGAUUAGGCCUUUUGGAAGAUGGUCUUACCUGGUGAAAUUUCCACCUCACAUCUCUGUGGAUCAGGUAGCUGGGUACCCAUGCUUUGGACUGUCCAGAGAAGACAUUACAGUUAAAGUAGUUGCUUGGAAAGAGGAACUCAUCAAGAAUGAUAACCUCAUUGAGGUCUGGGUUCAACUUAGGAAAUUACUACCUAAGUGGUGUGAGUGGUCUUCCCUGGACCAAAUCACAUCAGUUUUUGGACUGAUGGUGGAUGUGGACUGGCAAUUAAUGUUUAAAAGUAUGUUUGAGGUGGUUAGGGUGAAAAUCUAAUGUAGAGAUCCAGCCAAAAUCCCCAAUGAAAGGCUGUUUGCUCUAGAAGGUAAGUUAGUGCAGGUUCAGAUCACUGUGGAAGUGCCUAAACCUAUGGCUGUAGAAAUGCAGACAAGUACUGGGCAACAGAAUGGGGGUGGAGACACAGACAGAGACAACAACAGUGGCAUGGAAACUGAAGAUAGUUUGAAUGGUAAUGAGAACACCCAAAGACCACCCUGUAGUGCUGGAGGGAAUGAAAGUAGGAAUGGAGCUGGAAAUGGUAACACCAAUGGUCAGAGGAAUCACUCUCUAUCUGACACAUGGACCCCACUAAGUGAGAAAGCUGUGUGGGAAGCAUUCCGUAGAGGAGAUGAGAAGGAGAGGACAGAAACAAGUGAGGAUCAGAAGGAGGGAAGUGAAGUAGUGCCUAUAGAAGACCCUGAGAGAGAAGUUACUAGAUUCCUAUUUGUUGAGAUGAGUGAGGAACUGGACAAAACUGAAGAUUCCAUCAGUCUAGUAGAAACAGAAAACCAUGGGGAAAAUGAGAGGAUGGAACAAGUAGUUGAGGAAGAGGAAGAGGAAGUCUACUUACCUGAUGACAUCAUGCCCACCUAUGAGGAAGAAGCAGUGAUGUUUGAAUAUAAGAAGAGAAAGACUUCAAAAAAGCAGGGAUCCUGGGGACCAGUACAAGCUGCUAGAAAAAGCAACAGAGUGAAAGACAACUUACCCAUCAUGGAGAAGGCUGAGCUGCUCAAAAUGAGGAAAAACUUGGAGAUUCCAAAAACAACACUGAGAGGUUUGGCAGAAGAUAAGUUCAUACUUGGGGGACUGGACGAAACUGCACAAGGAGCUACAGGAAGGGGCGAUGAAACUCUUCAGAGACCACAUGUUGAGAAAGCUAAGAUCACCACUGGAAUUGGAACCAGACUGAGAUGCUGUGAAACUGCGGAACAACUUUCCUGGUCCAAAAACAUCCAAGGGAUGUCACAUGGAGGGCGUGCUACCCUAGAGCAAGUAAAAGAGAACCCAAGGCUGGUGGAAGAAGUUCAUGUGGUCUUCUUCCCCAUGAGCUGAUUUAGCCAGUUCUAGAUGAGAUCUAGUUUUAUCCUAUCUUUUAUCUUUUGAUACUCCAGUAGACUACUAGUAGGGGGUAGAAUAUCUUUGCUAGUGGCGGCUGUUGCCAUAUUUGAUCAGUGUUUGAAACCUGGUGUCGUUGCCAGAAGACCUGUAUGCGUGUUUGGUUUCGUUUUCUAUGAAAAUGGAGCCGGGGGUGCUCCCCUUUGAUCGAAAAAA
Triticum dicoccoides is the source of this 2044-nucleotide messenger RNA. RefSeq lists its product as uncharacterized. The transcript is spliced from 2 exons. The coding region runs from base 863 to 1825 and encodes 320 amino acids. Lineage: Eukaryota; Viridiplantae; Streptophyta; Magnoliopsida; Poales; Poaceae. The record is from RefSeq and is a predicted model, not a curated record.